This is a messenger RNA of Gongylonema pulchrum, 1035 nucleotides long. NCBI's taxonomy places the organism in Eukaryota, Metazoa, Nematoda, Chromadorea, Rhabditida, Gongylonematidae. The record is from the annotation of a GenBank genome assembly.
AUGAUCGCAUCGGCAAGCCUGGAUGACAAAGACGAAAGCGAGAAUGCACAUGCAGUGGAACAGCCAGAAAUCAUUUUGGGUCCUGCGCCCAUCCCAGCAGUGAAUGCGUGGUUCAAGCAGUCUUCGCAGCAGAGGAAGGACAGCAAGGAAGAAGCUGACUUGCAGAAUUCAAAUGCGUCGAAGGAUGGGACAGAAGUACCACUCAUUUGCAAAACUACUGAAGCCGAUAGAGGCAGUGAGUUGAAGGACCGUUCCUUGCAGUUUUUGUUUGACCUGGGAAAUUUCUUUGACCUUAAAAAUAAUCGCUGUGGAGAAGCGAUAGCCUUUCAGAUUGAGGCGAAUAGCGUGAAUAUAACGAAGACACUCUGCCAUCCCAUCAAAAAAAAAGAUAACUUUUCAGAGAGGAAGGACAGCAAGGAAGAAACUGACUUGCAGAAUUCAAAUGCGUCGAAGGAUGGGACAGAAAUAGCACUCAUUUGCAAAACUGCUGAAGCUGAUAGAGGCAAUGAGUUGAAGGACCGUUCCGUGCAGUUUUUGUUUGACCUGAAAAAUUUCUUUGACCUUAAAAAUAAUCACUGUGGAGAAGCGAUAGCCGUUCAGAUUGAGGCAAAUAGCGUGAAGUAUGUCGGUACUGUCCUCGGCACGGAGGGAAUUAACCUUUUCGAAUUGACUCAGCUGGCACCAGAAAUGCCGAGUUCCACAGAUCCAGCGAAGACACCGGCACCUGCACAGAAGCAUGAAGAGACGGGGAGCGACAAAAAAGUAGCAGAUGUUGAUGGAAACGCGUGGCCGUCGUUAAUUGAAGCUCUGGGCGAUGAACAGAAGCAGGAAAGUACUCCAGUUAUUGCAAAUCCAAAAGGAGUAGCAGCAGCAGCAUCAGCUAGUGAUGAUUCAGGAAAAGUCGUGGAAGAAGCCUCUGAAGCAGCUCAGCUGGCACCAGAAAUGCCGAGUUCCACAGAUCCAGCGAAGGCAACGGCACCUGCACAGAAGCAUGAAGAGACGAGGAGCGACACAAAAGUAUGUAUGAGUCGCUAA